This is a messenger RNA of Mangifera indica (mango), 1158 nucleotides long. RefSeq lists its product as uncharacterized. The coding region runs from base 1 to 1158 and encodes 385 amino acids. The record is from RefSeq and is a predicted model, not a curated record. Lineage: Eukaryota; Viridiplantae; Streptophyta; Magnoliopsida; Sapindales; Anacardiaceae. The transcript is spliced from 4 exons.
AUGGGAAAAUAUUGUUCUGUCUUCAGGGAAAAAAAGAUGGGUAGUUUGCAAACGCUGGUUUGUGUAAAGCAGGUGAAGCAGGAGAAAUCAGAAGAGUGGGAUGAGAGCAUGCCGUUGCCUGGGGAUAUUAUUGAAGGUUUUGAUGAUAAUGAUGAGUCAUUUGUGCCGGUUAAAGCCAAGUCGGAGCUUAGUGCACAGCUUGGCAAGAUUAGCCAUCUUGUUGAUGUCAUACUGGUUAAGGUUCGAAGGGGAGAUAACAUUCUUAAGCUACCCGUCCGAGUUGUGCUCGACAGGAAUUCAAUUCUGCAGAAAAGGUACACAAUUACAGCAGAAUUAGAUGAAAGGCAUGUUGCAGUUUUGGGCGACUUGACCUUAGAACAAUGUACAGAGCUGCAAGAAAUAAGCCGGAAGGUGGUGAGUUUAGAUUACCGGGGAUUCAGCAAAAGAAGUGUCAAAUAUGAUUGGAAAAUGAAAACGGGCACCUAUUUGCCGGACCAACGAUGCACGGUUGUUAGCUCAAUUUUGUUCUCACCUCUACAGACUGAACACAACACUGAGGCCACCAUAGUCAGAUGCAUGGCCUGGUUUUCUGCAGCAGUAUCUUCCGGGGUUCCUCUUGUGUUUGUCAAUAUCCAAACUGAACAAAUUCUGACCUCGGAGAAAAUCAAUACUACAGGAAAAGAAAUAAUAUGUAAGGGGAAGCAGCAAAACAACACUACAACACUGCAAAUAGUGCAGGGAAUAAGACUAUGGUUUCUCCCAGGAGUUUCAGAAGUUUUACUUGAAAUGUUCCCAGAGCCAGGAGAAGCACGAUUUGGGAUGGAUAUUAAACGCACCGAAGAGGGCUUCAUCUGCGUUUACUCAGUGGCAAAGGGGUCAGCAGCUGACCGUGCAGGGCUGCGACAUCUAUAUGAAGAAGCAAAUGCAACUAGGCAUCUACUUGUGAUCUCUCGAUUAGAAGGCAAAAGCAUAAUGCCUGCUAGUGCUAGCUCUGAUGGGCUGUUACACUGCUGUGAUCAUAAUGAAAUUAGGGACACCCUCACAAAUGCCAUUUAUCGGAUGGAUGGAAUUCAUGUCCACAUUAUGGCCUGGCCCAGCCGGACUGGCGCUGAGGCUGCUCGAACGAUUGAUGCUGCAGCCCUCCUGCCUCCUCACUGA